Molecule: messenger RNA, 456 nt
Organism: Aspergillus neoniger CBS 115656
Lineage: Eukaryota; Fungi; Ascomycota; Eurotiomycetes; Eurotiales; Aspergillaceae
Exons: 4
Coding region: 74-355 (93 amino acids)
Source: RefSeq, a predicted model, not a curated record
CGACGACUACCUCAAUAAUCCAACGAAUCCUUACCACCUAACUCAUAUAUCUCACUUCAUAACAUCCAUCAACAUGCGCUUCGUUACUCUUAUCUUUGCUGCCCUCGCCGCUGGCCCUCUGGCUGCCCUCGCCGCUCCUGCACCUGCAGACAAUGCAGCAAGCGAGAAAAGCUGCCCAUCUGGCGACAAGAUUAACUGCGGAGGCUGCAAUGGCACCAGCUGCCAAAUCGGAUUCAACAACUAUCCCUGUGAUGAGGGCAGUUGCACUGCCCAGAGUGGAGGUGGUGAUGGGAAGGACUGCUGGGAUAACAACUACGGUGGAACCAGACACGUCGUUUGCCCCGGAAAAGCUUGAGCUAGAUCUGAUAUAUGCUCUGAGUCAGAGGAACUCCCCAUGGUAUACUACAGUGUCUAGGAGAAUGAUCUCGUGGUGGUAUGGGUGGUAUUGAAUGGGGC